Galleria mellonella (greater wax moth) is the source of this 2057-nucleotide messenger RNA. RefSeq lists its product as uncharacterized. The transcript is spliced from 4 exons. Bases 163 to 864 code for a protein of 233 amino acids. The record is from RefSeq and is a predicted model, not a curated record. Lineage: Eukaryota; Metazoa; Arthropoda; Insecta; Lepidoptera; Pyralidae.
AUUGAACUUCCAAUUCGUUUGUUUGAAUACAUGCAUCGAAACCGAUGUUAUUUUAUCAAAGAACAUUCAGGAACAUUCUUUUGCAGAACAUUUAAAGCUACAAUUUAAAAAACGAAUCUGUCAAAAGUAUUUUCAGUGAACUGUACUUGAACAAAAAUAAAAAUGGAUGUUUAUGGAUAUCCUCCAUACCAAUAUUCACAAUCAGAGGAACUAACUAAACAGAUGUUUGCUCAACAAGCGAUGGGAACUUCAUUGCCGUACAGUCGUGACAUUUCAGGACCACACGUAAUGCCAGUACCAUCUGGCAUUCCUUGGAACAUGCAGGGAUUACCCUGGGGUAUGCAAUCACCGCCUCACCUCGUACAGUUCACAGCACAAACUCCAAAUGUGGAGACCAAAAUAACAUCAGUAAUUCAUUGCAAACGGAAGAACUUGGAUGUUGAACCGACUAUACCAGCUAAACAAUUAAUAACAGAGGAAAAAAUGGCAGCACAUCUCAAUAGUUUGCACAUAUCAUCUGAAUACACUUCGCACAGUCUUGCUUAUGAGGAUUUUAUGGAUGUGAAUAUGGAAAUGCCCUCUACAUCCACAUCAACAUCAAUAUCGGAUAAACUAAAGGACAAAUUUACUAUAGUUUUAUCAGAAGAGGUAAAGAAAAUUAAAGAUCAACCUCUACUACCACCUGCCCUUAUUGAGAGAUUAGAAAAACCUCAGAUGUCCCUAGUAGUGUGGAAACCCCGGGAAAAUAUAUUGGAAAAGUUAAAAGAUGUAACUGAGCAAAAGACUGAUUCAGAGGAGGAGCAGCCUAAGAAGAGGAAUGGUUUGUUAGUUGCUGAACACAGUGGUAUGGAUAUAGAGAUGUGAUGGAUUUUUUUAUAAUAUUUCAUAUAUAAGCUCUCGAGUCAUUAUGCAUGUUUUUUUUUAUGAACUUUACAAAUAUAGUUUAGGUGUGAUAGAAAUAAUUGAACUACUUUGUAUAAAACCUGCUAAAAUAUUAUCAAUUUCUUUAAAUAUAUUCAAAUUAUGCAUAUAUUUAUAUAUGAGUAUGUUAAAUUUCCAUAUUAUCUUUUGCCUAUAGAUUGGAAUAGCAAAAUUACAUCACAGGAUAUACUAUUACGCAUGUAGUAUCCAUCAUGUGUUGUGUGUUGUUAUUUCUAAGGACUAAGGUAUGGUUUCUUAUCCUAUAAUUACACUGCCAUUGUUCAAGCUUUCCAACUAAAAUUUUUUUGCAUGGCUAUGCAAAACAGCUGGAUUUUAGCAAAAAGUUUUUGCUGAAAUAAGUGAGAUAAAAUUAGAAAAGCUAACAGUGUACUUUUGUGUGUAUUCUAAAUUCGAAAGUAUUGUAAAUAAUAAUUACUAGAACAAAUUACUGUACUAUAAUAUCAGAUUUGUGUUAAUUUUUUUUAAGCAGGCUGUACCCAUACCAUUCGAAUAUUAUUCUAUGUGUUAUCUUUAAUUUGUGAAUUUUAUUUUUAGGAUUGACAAAUUGAAUAAUACUUAUAUUCAAUUCUUCAUAUAAUUAAUAACAGAGUUCGAAAAUUAAAAUAUGAAUAGAAACUUUAUAUAACGAUUUUUAAUUUAAUACAUUUAAUUUGUAAGAAUUGAUUUUAGUAACAAUGCAAACCAUUAUCUAAUACUAACAUAAAUUUUAUAAUAAAGCCUAGACAUAUACUAUUCUAUUUCGUUUUGAGAUCAGACUUACUUAAUCUAGCCUUUUCUUUGAUCUAAGAUGUUUAAGUAAAUGCCCUUGAUUCAAACAGUGCAUUACGAGAGUGUAACGAUGCGUGUGAGAGAAAUUGAUUCAUACCUCGCUUUACCAGCUAGUGAGUAUAGGGUGUAAUAUACCUAGAGCUCAGUAGCUGGCAAGGCAGAUAUGUGUACCAUGUGCACUGCAGAAUAUUUGAAAAAUAUAUGACAGUUUUACCUACUGUUAAUUUUGUCUUUGAACCCUGUGAUGAUAAGUGUAUAUUUAAAAUAAGUUUAAUAUAAUAUAGUUUUGUAAGCUCAAAUUGUACAAAAAUUAUAAAUUAUGAAUAAAGUUUUGUUGAAAUACGUGA